AACUCUGAACUUUGGGGGUGUUUUUUUUUUUCACAAAUCAAAAUUUGAAGCCAUGGAUUCAAUGUAUGUAAUUGGAUUAGGCAUAACAAUCAUCAUUAUAAUCCUCACUCAAAUAGUUUCCAAAAGCUCCUCAAAACAGAACUUCCCACCAGGCAGAAAAGGUUGGCCUAUAAUCGGAGAAACAACAACAUUUGUGUCAUGCCCUGUUAAAUUUGUAGUUGAUCGAAUGAAGGAUCACUCUCCUGAUGUCUUUCAGACAUCCCUUGCAGGCGAAACCAUGGCCGUUUUCUGCGGCCCUGCAGCCAACAAAUUCAUCUUCUCCAACGAAUUGAAAUUCGUAAAGUCUUGGCUUCCUCGUUCCAUCUCCAAAGCUCUAGCUCAACAAAAUUCUGACCCAACUUCACAUUCCUUCAAACUUGCUGAUCAAGUUUCACACAAAUUUCUAAAGCUAGAUUGUAUCCAACAAUAUGUUGGUACCAUGGAUUCUAUGGUACAACAACAUUUGGACAAGUUCUGGGUUCCUUUUGAGCAAGUGAAGGUUCACCCUUUAGCAAAAGAGUUCACUUUUGAGCUUUCUUGUAGGAUUUUUGUUGAGUUCUCUAAUCCAAGCCUUCAAGUAGUGAAACAACUUCGUGAUCCCUUCUUUGAGUUUAUUGAAGGGAUCUUUUCGACCCCUCUUAAUGUCCCUGGUAUGCCUUACUAUAAGGCUCUUAAAGGGUCAAAACUUGUCCAGGAGAAACUUUACGAGAUCAUGAGCCAGAGGAAGAAGAAACUCAAACUCUCGGAUGACGAUAAUCAUGACGACAGCGAUUUGUUGGGCCGGUUUCUUAUGGCUUCUGAUGAGCAUGGAACUUGUGUGAGUAAAGAGGAUGUUGCUCGUAUUAUAAUUGGCUUUAUUUUUGCUAGCUUUUAUACUACAAGUACUACCAUUGCGUUCGUGGUAGGCUUCCUCUCAAAACACCCUCAAGUUUAUGAAAAAGUUUUACAAGAACAAAUGGAGAUAAAAAGGGGAAAAGGACCGGGAGAGCUUCUUACAUGGGCAGAUGUUCAAAAAAUGAAGUACUCUUGGAAUGUAAUAUGUGAAACCAUGAGACUUAGGCCCCCGGCUACCGGCGGUUAUAAGGAGGCUAUUACUGAUUUCACUUAUUCCGGUUAUAACAUACCAAAAGGAUGGAAGGUCCAUUGGAGUGCAUACUCAACAAGCAUGAACCCGGAUUACUUUCCUGAUCCAGAAAAAUUUGAUCCGGCGAGAUUUGAAGGGAGCGGACCUCCACCUUACUCUUUUGUACCUUUUGGAGGAGGGCCUCGGAUGUGCACAGGAAAGGAAUAUGCUCGAAUGGAGACACUUGUUUUUCUGCAUAACUUGGUCACUAAAUUCAGAUUUAAGAUGGUGAAUCCUAAUGAAAACAUUUUCUAUAACCCAGACCCUGUUCCUGCUGAAGGCCUACAAGUUUACCUUCAACUUCAUACAAACUAAAUAAAUGUAACCACAAAUUUCAAAUUUCAUGUAAUAAACAAGUGGAUCGGAUCUUGUAUAAAUCCUAUGUUUGAAUCAUAAGUUCACUACCAUGUUAAUGUUGUUUUGUUUUG
Molecule: messenger RNA, 1590 nt
Organism: Spinacia oleracea (spinach)
Lineage: Eukaryota; Viridiplantae; Streptophyta; Magnoliopsida; Caryophyllales; Amaranthaceae
Product: beta-amyrin 6-beta-monooxygenase
Exons: 3
Coding region: 53-1477 (474 amino acids)
Biological process (GO): sterol metabolic process
Molecular function (GO): heme binding; monooxygenase activity; iron ion binding
Source: RefSeq, a predicted model, not a curated record